Microdochium trichocladiopsis is the source of this 2022-nucleotide messenger RNA. Its product is annotated as ankyrin repeat-containing domain protein. Lineage: Eukaryota; Fungi; Ascomycota; Sordariomycetes; Xylariales; Microdochiaceae. Bases 1 to 2022 code for a protein of 673 amino acids. The transcript has a single exon. Gene Ontology annotation, molecular function: protein binding. The record is from RefSeq and is a predicted model, not a curated record.
AUGGCCGCCGCCCAAGCGAGCUUCAGAUGCUGGUCAGCCCUGCCCACAGAGCUGCUCCGGCUCAUUGCCAAUAAUCUAUCCAGCCGCGACGCGCUUGCCUUUGCAGCCACCGACCACUUCCAUCACGAAGUGCUUGAUGAGUGGGCGUGGGCUCGGCAUAUCCGCUCAGAGGAUGACCCUCACCGCUACCGACCGCUGUGGUGGGCAGCGAGCCAGACCGCGUCGCAUCCGUGUGCCCUCCGCACGGCAGAGCGCGCUCUCCGCCUCGGCGCAGACCCAAAUGCAUGCGUCGAGGAGAAACCCGGUGAGCGGCAACCGCAAGAUGGGAAAACGCCGCUGCUUCUCGCUGUGCAGAGCGAUGCCGCCGCCAUGGUCCAGCUCCUCCUCGCCCAUGGCGCAGAUCCAUCGCUCCCCGGUCCUUGGUUCACGCCGCCGGUCACUGCCGCCGCUAGCGAGGGCAAGCUGGUCGCCCUCAAGGCUCUCUUGGCCUGGGCCGUUGAAAACGAAAGGACUCACAUCUUCGACACAGACAGCGAUCCCGCGGGCAACACUGCGAUCGGCGCGGCCGCCGUCAUGGGCCAAGACGAUGCGGUGCGAAUGCUGCUCGACCACGGGGUCCCUGUUGACCUGCGCGUCAGCACGGGUACCAACUCCCAUAUGGGGAUGGGCGACGGCUGCACGGCGCUGUCUCUCGCGCUGUCCAUCGGUCGCCGGAGCACAGUGGCCCUGCUGCUCGAUGCAGGUGCGGACCUGCUGCUCGUUGACGACCAAGGCGCCACGGUGCUCGACAAGGGCGUCGAGAUGGCCGCCUCGGGCACGAUCAAAGGCCUGCGGGACAAGGAGGCACGCUUCGCGGCUGCCCUCGACCUGCUCAGAUACGUCCUCGAGGUCCAGCGGCAGAGAUGUCAGGCCGCCGACGCGCGGAUCAACGAGCAGGAGGGCUUGGUGUGGCUAGGCAUGACGCAGGCCCAAGUCUACAGGCUGCUCCUCCCGUCUCGGCUCUCGGCAAACGUGCUGCGCGUUCUCAUCGAGGCCGGGAUCCCUGUUGACACCCAGUGUCCUCGGCACGGCACCACGCUGCUAUGGGAGAUCGCUGGCAACGACGGGCCCACCAUGUCGCUGAGCGGCAUGCAGAAGACGAGGGCGGACAUGGCACGCCUGCUGAUCGAUGCGGGCGCGGACGUCAACGUCCUUGGACACAAACCAGGCGGCUGGCCAAUGGACAACAGCCGCAAGACACCUCUUGGGCGUGCAAUCCAGGCCGGGUUCAGGGACGUGAUAGUCUUGCUGCUCAGCCGCGGCGCCGACGUCACGCUCAAGGACGCUAAAGGCCGUGGUGCCCUCGCUACUGCGGUUAGCAGGCCGAUGCCGGGCUUGCUGCAGUUGCUCCUCGACCAUGGCCGCCAGCCCGACGGAUCGCUUAGCCCUGUGAUGAAGGAGCAGCUGGAGCUCAGGGACAACUUGGGCCGGACGCCGCUCCUGCUAGCCGCGACUGUUCGCGGGGAAGGGGCAGUGAGACCAAUGCAGAUCCUGCUGGAGAAUGGCGCCAAGGUUGACGUCCAAGACAGGUACGGCGGCACGCCACUCUAUCAUGCCGUCAGCAAUAAAUACAUGGUACACCUUUUGCCAGCGCUCGCUGCGAAAGGCGCCAGGAUUGACACCCAGGACCCGAACCGGUCGCUGCUGCUUUCCGCCGUCCGGAACGGCGCCCAUGAGGCGGUCCCGGUCCUGGUCGCCCUUGGUGCAGAUGUCGACCUCGUGCGCACCUUGCCCGACGGGUUGAGCCUCACGCCGCUAGUCGAGGCGGUGCAUGGAGCCGAUCUGCAAGGUGCCGAGGCUCUGCUAAAGGCCGGUGCGAGCCUGCGCAAGGCAUUCCAGUGCGACCCCGGCUUGCUGGACUGCUGUCGAAAGCAGGGGGACUCGGCGAUGGCGGAUCUCCUCUUGGCGCACGGGGCGGCGGAAUGGGACAGCGGGACGGCGGUGACAAUCGCUAGAUUCUUGCGACCCGUGGGGAGGAGGUGA